AUGCCUCGCUGCAAGAUCGCGAUGAAGCUCAUCGAAGGCGCGCGGGCGCGCGCCGCGACGUACGCGAGGAGGGCCAAGGGGAUCAAGAAGAAGGCCGGCGAGCUCGCCACGUUGUGCGGCGUGCAGGUCGCGCUCGUCUGCACCGCGGGUGUUGCCGGCGUCGUGCCGCUUCAGUGGGAGUCGGAGGAGGGCGUUCUGGACAAGUACCGAGCCGUGCCACCGGAGAUCCGCGCGCAGCACACGCUACGGAUUCACCUCGAGGCGGAGUUGUGCAAGGAAAGGGCCAAGCUCGCCAGGGUCCAGCAGCAGGGCCCCGGUUCGCUCGCGGACGUGGGCGUGGCUCUCGGCGACAUGACGCCGGCAGAGGCGGGGGAGCUGCUCGAGAUGAUCAACGCGACGUUGCGUGGCACGAGGAAGAGGCUAGAGGCACUGGGUUUGCCAGCAGACGGCCUGCUCGAGCAGACUGCGGCGGACGCCGUCAUGGCGCCGCAGCUCGGUCAUGAUGGCUUCCCCUGCAUCGGGGGCAACGCCGGGGACAUGGACGCCGGCUUCCAGCUGCACAUGGUGCCGUGCCCUGGGAAAAACAACAACCUCGGCCGGCGGCCGGAGGAAUUCUUGUGGGACAACAAUAGCUACCAAAUGCACAAUGCAGAGACGACGCAACCGCCGUUUGGCUUCCAACACAUCGGUGGAAACUACUUGGGCGGUGUGGACAGCUAUGGCCAGAUGCAGGCGCCUGGCUACGGCAAUGCUCAUUACGUCUGCCCCGAACUGACCAUGUGCCACGACCAGCCGUGCAAUGGAGUCUUGCCGGUCGGGUACUACUACCAAAGCCCGCCCCUAGGCAUGGGCAUGGGCGGCCACUUCAUCAACGCCACUCCGGCGCCUGAGCAAUCUGCUAUUGUCUCCGGCACCGGCGGAGAGUACGGCAUGGGCAUGGGCGGCAACUUCACGAGUGUAGAAAGCUACCCUGGGUAUUGGUGGUCUGGUCAGGAUUUCCAGCGCGGCAAUGCCGACACCAGCAACAGCAGCCAGGCAGCUCCAUCGCCUCAGUUUCCGGCUCCGGGGACACGCAGUUCCAGCAAAGUCUUUCGUCAUCCUUAG
Molecule: messenger RNA, 1104 nt
Organism: Lolium rigidum
Lineage: Eukaryota; Viridiplantae; Streptophyta; Magnoliopsida; Poales; Poaceae
Exons: 1
Coding region: 1-1104 (367 amino acids)
Biological process (GO): regulation of transcription by RNA polymerase II
Molecular function (GO): DNA-binding transcription factor activity, RNA polymerase II-specific; RNA polymerase II cis-regulatory region sequence-specific DNA binding; protein dimerization activity
Source: RefSeq, a predicted model, not a curated record